Messenger RNA from Scophthalmus maximus (turbot), 3581 nucleotides. RefSeq names its product SH3 domain containing GRB2 like 2a, endophilin A1 (gene sh3gl2a). The transcript has 12 exons. The record is from RefSeq and is a predicted model, not a curated record. Gene Ontology annotation, molecular function: protein binding. Bases 161 to 1240 code for a protein of 359 amino acids. Gene Ontology annotation, cellular component: presynapse; glutamatergic synapse; cytoplasm. Lineage: Eukaryota; Metazoa; Chordata; Actinopteri; Pleuronectiformes; Scophthalmidae. Gene Ontology annotation, biological process: synaptic vesicle uncoating.
CGGGAGAUCCCUCUGGUGAAGACGAGCGGACACUGGGGUGACAGCCGCGACUGCACGAGCAUCCGCAGACAACAAAAUAAGGACCGAGAUUAUUCUGCUCUUGUUUUGUUUUUUUUGUCCAAAUCCAUACAGUCCCGACCAGAGCCACCGUCUAGCCACCAUGUCUGUAGCGGGGCUGAAGAAGCAAUUCCACAAAGCCACUCAGAAAGUGAGUGAAAAGGUCGGAGGAGCAGAAGGAACGAAGCUCGAUGACGACUUCACUGAAAUGGAAAAGAGGAUGGACGUCACCGCUCGGGCAGUGAUGGACAUCAUCACCAAGACCACUGAGUACCUGCAGCCAAACCCAGCCACAAGAGCCAAGAUGAGCAUGAUCAACUCCAUGUCCCGCAUGCGGGGCCAGGAGAAGGGGCCGGGCUACACUCAGACCGAGGCCAUCCUGGGAGAGUCCAUGCAAAAGUUUGGCAGGGAGCUCGGAGAGGAGUCGACCUUUGGGCUUGCUCUGAUUGACGCUGGGGAAGCCAUGCGUGAGCUGGGGGAGGUGAAGGACGCUCUGGACAUAGAGGUCAAGCAGAACUUCAUUGACCCGCUGCAGAGCCUCCACGAAAAAGAUCUCAAGGAGAUUCAGCAUCACCUGAAGAAAAUGCAGGGUCGCCGUCUGGACUUUGACUAUAAGAAGAAGCGCCAGGGCAAGUUGGCAGAAGACGAGCUCAAACAAGCGCUGGAGAAGUUCGACGACUCCAAGGAGAUCGCCGAGCAGAGCAUGUUCAACCUGUUGGAGAGUGAUAUUGAACAGGUGAGCCAGCUGUCCGCGUUGGUGCAUGCUCAGGUGGAGUACCACAGCCGGGCUGCCGAGAUCCUCACACAGCUCUCCAGUAAGAUCGACGAACGGAUAAGGGACACUUCUAACAAACCGAGGAAAGAGUUCAUCCCUAAACCACGUACGUCUCUGGACUUCUCCAUCAGCGAGAACCACAAUGGAGGAAUCCACAGUGCUCGUUCUCCAGGGGCGAGGUCUCCAGCAAGAUCUCCAGCCAGGUCUCCAGCCCCCAUGGACCAGCCCUGCUGCCGCGCUCUGUACGACUUCGACCCCGAGAACGAAGGUGAGCUAGGCUUCAAGGAAGGCGAUAUCAUCACCCUGACCAACAAGAUCGACGAUAACUGGUAUGAGGGGAUGCUGCACGGCAACUCGGGCUUCUUCCCCAUCAACUACGUGGAUAUCCUGGUGCCACUGCCCCACUAGGACGUCACGACGUGACAAAACGAAUCCUGGCCUCCAGUUCUUUCCCCCCUGUAUUUCCAGUAACCCCCUCCUAAACAUUCCUUCUUACCACCUGCACUCAAAACAGCAACAACACAAUAACGAACGGAGAUACGAACGAGACUGACAGCAGAUAAACGCAAGCAUGCACCGAUUGGGUGUAAAAAAAACGUGAUGAGAAAAAGUGUAUGUCGUUGCUCCCCCUUAUCCCAGGAGGCACCUUCAGGCCUCCAUCGUCACCGGUUCUGUCCCGGCUUUCGUCUCGGUUUAAGUCGGCUGUCAGUCCGUCAUGAGUUUAUCGGGAUACGUUUGCAAAUUCACACUUAUUUAUGCGGAAAACCAUUACAUUAGAUGGUAGACACUUUUUUCUCACAUACUAGGAAAAAAAAUUGGUCCACGUUCUACAUGUUUGUUAGAGACUCUAGGUCAAGCAUGGUUUCAAGUGUUUAACGUUUAAUCUUCUAUAUAAAAAAAAAAUAAAAAAAGAUAUGUUGAGCCGAUUUCGUUUUAAAUACUUUUUUUUUUUUUUAACUGUAGUCGUCUCUUUGCGUGCUAAGGCCGUUUCUGGAGAAACCACGUCCCUGUCAUGCUCUAAAGAUUCCGUCCGGAAGGAAACGGACGUCCUCGCAUUUUAACUCGUCAGUGUUUUUAGACAGAUUCAUGUAGUUGAGGAUUUACAACCACGAUAACUCAGUGUUUUUAUUUUCUUACAUAUCAACACUUGUGCAUGACCCAUCAUGUGUGAUUUAGAUACCAAAGUAACCUACAAAAACCUGUAUUAACUUAAAAGCAAGGUGUCAGUAAAUUUGUUUCCGACGCAAAAGGGGUGAAGCGAUCGUGAAUUCUUAAGUAUGUGACAUUACAUAUCUGAGCCAGUUAUUAGUGAAGUGAUGUAUGAAAAAUGGUUUCAAUGCUCCAACGUGUAUUUCAUGAGAAACCUGUGUGAAAAAAAAAAAAAUGGUGGAUGUAUUGUGAUAUAAUAACUUAUAGGAUUUAACCGCUCGGCAACUCUUUUCUCUGGAGCUGAAGCUGUGGCUCUUUUUGCUGCAUUCCUACUAGUCCGAUUAGUAUUCUGUUAUUUAGCUGUCUAUAAGCAACAGAUUAAGAAAAAGGACAAAAAACUAGAUGUAGCCAACCAUGAUAAUGUUCGAGAUACUUUCUAACGAGGACAAAGGAGCGCACAAAUGGCAGAGUGUGAUGAGAAAGGAUUUUGUUCGGUUUGAGUGGAAAUGUUUUAUUCUUUGAAUUUAAUGCAACUUACACUAAAAAUAAAAAAUAAACCUUUUCGUAAUGAUGACGUAGGCAAAAAAAGGGGCCUCGGUAAAAUUUGUUCAAUAUUCCACGUUAUAUUUGAUUUUCCCUGACCAGCUAUUUGCUUGAAUGCAGUAUUGUGUGGGAUUUGUUUCUCUAAUUUAACUGAUAAUCUGGGAAUAAAAAAAAAAAAUCAAAAGUCAGCUGAGCGGUCAGUGGCCACAGUGCACGUUAUCCCCGAGGUUUUACUCUCUGCAAUGUCGACAAUGUAUUAACCCGCCUGCAAAAUAACCGGUGCGGCAAUAACUCUGGCUUUUCACCCAUCUCGUAGUAACGUUGCGCGUGGAUUUUGGGGGAGGGGCGUGUGUUUGGGUUUGCACACCGUACCUGUAAUGCACGGGGGCGGGGUUGCAGAGCACCUCCGAUGCUGACAGGCAUUUGACGUUAGGCUGUCUCUGACGGCGAUCAAUAUUUGAAGCAAACAUGGAUGUCUCUCUAAUCAAAGGACUAAUUCAUCGCAUUCAGUAGAAUUACAAUAACGAUGCAAAAUCAACAGAUAACCCAUAUUAAGUGUUGUUGUUGUGUUCUUUUUUUUUAAGGAAGCACAAGUUUAUCAGGCAGUAUACUUUGGCUGGGGAAGAGUCAAGGUACAGUUGGAAGAAGUCAUGUAUUUAUUUUCUGUUAACGGUGAUCCAACUCCUUCCCUCAUUUCCUCUUUCACUGUUUUUUAACAAUCGUGUGUAUCUUUGCCCUCAAUGAGGACUGUACAGCUUUUGUGUCUUGUUUUCACCUUGUGUGUAUAGUCGCUCAUCUACAGUAACGUAUCUUAUUUUUGUAACUGUGACAAAAGUAUACACAUACAGGAUAGAUGUAUAUAUACAGUAUAUUAUCCAGGAGCGAUGUGAGAGGAGGGAUUCUCUGUGCUGCACAUGAUUGUCUUUGGAUUGGGGUUUUUUUCUGUUUCUAUUUUAUUUUAUUUCACUGGAUUUUAAGACUGUAUGCUUGAUGUAAAGAAAAAAAAAACCCUGUGAUAAGUCAAUGUAAUUUAUUCAAAUAAAUACAAAGAAAUGUU